Messenger RNA from Colletotrichum navitas, 890 nucleotides. RefSeq names its product transmembrane adaptor Erv26. The transcript has 3 exons. The record is from RefSeq and is a predicted model, not a curated record. Lineage: Eukaryota; Fungi; Ascomycota; Sordariomycetes; Glomerellales; Glomerellaceae. Gene Ontology annotation, biological process: endoplasmic reticulum to Golgi vesicle-mediated transport. Gene Ontology annotation, molecular function: COPII receptor activity. Gene Ontology annotation, cellular component: Golgi membrane; COPII-coated ER to Golgi transport vesicle; endoplasmic reticulum membrane. Bases 230 to 868 code for a protein of 212 amino acids.
AAGGCCACGCUUGCGAAAGAAACCCGACGUGCUGUGUGGCCCCCAAUCCCUCCCUCCGCCCACCGUCAUAGCUCCGGUGCCAUUGCGGGUACAAGGUAGCUCUUCCGUGGUUCAAAAGUAAUUAAUAUACAUCAUCGCCGUCGUCCACCGACGGUUGCCACAUUCUCGUCUUGAAUCCCAUCUCCUUCAUGCCACGCCCUGCGGACCCUCACAACUCAACAACGUCGCCAUGUGGAUUCUACCUUUAGUCGGCUACCUCGGCUCCAUCGUGGGCUUCUGUUUCUUGACCCUGGCCAUCGCUUCGGGUCUGUACUAUCUUUCGGAGCUCGUCGAGGAGCACACCGUGCUUGCGAAGCGCCUGCUCACGAAGCUGAUUUACUCCGUCAUUGCCCUGCAGCUGUUGCUGUGCAUUGUCGACGGGUUCCCCUUCAAGUUGACCCUCAUGGGCGUUGUCUCCCAUGUCGUCUAUCUCGGAAACAUGCGACGGUUCCCCUUUGUCAGAUUGACGGACCCUCUAUUUCUCGCAUCUUGCGGCCUUGUCCUUGUCAACCACUACCUCUGGUUCCGCCACUUCUCCGCUGCCCAGCAAAGAUCGUACUCCAACAUGCACUCCUACCACGACCAGCCUGAUAUCCCAAGCUUUACCGAGAUCGCCUCAUACUUUGGCCUGUGCGUGUGGCUGAUCCCCUUCGCCCUCUUCGUGAGCUUGUCCGCGAGCGACAAUGUUCUUCCAACAAUGGGUAGCGAGGAUCCCCUGCGGGACUCUUCCGGCAAGAGCAAGCGGCAGGGAUUCGUCAAGUCCAUCGUUGAUACCGUUCUCGGCGCCAUGGGUGAGGUGUUCAGGACGAUUGGCUGGGAGCGCAGCUGAUCAAGGCUCGUUGGGCAAGUGC